This is a messenger RNA of Carya illinoinensis, 1189 nucleotides long. Its product is annotated as auxin-responsive protein IAA29. The coding region runs from base 163 to 891 and encodes 242 amino acids. The transcript is spliced from 4 exons. The record is from RefSeq and is a predicted model, not a curated record. Gene Ontology annotation, biological process: regulation of DNA-templated transcription. Gene Ontology annotation, cellular component: nucleus. Gene Ontology annotation, molecular function: protein binding. Lineage: Eukaryota; Viridiplantae; Streptophyta; Magnoliopsida; Fagales; Juglandaceae.
CUCUCUCUCUCUCUCUCAUAGAUACACUCAUAUAUAUAAGUACUUCAUAAUCCCUCCCAAUGGAAUCUCCAUUCACCUAGCAGAGCCUCAUGUCUAGCUAGCCUUUUCCUCCAUAUAAUAUCCUGAACCUUACGACGUCGAUUUUUCCGCUUUGUCAUAUGUAUGAGAUCGAUGGAGCUCCAACUUGGCCUGGCCCUUCCAGUUCACAGUCCACUGAAACUGAAAGGGUUCGACCUAAAUGAUCACGAGGUUGAAGUACUGAAUGAACCAGUUGCCUCUGAACCAUGGAGCUAUAGCAGCGGUUGUUUGAAAGGCGAAAAAUGGGUAAAAAACAAACGUAGUUCUGAGGAAGCCUUUGGAGACCUACCACAGAUCACAACCUUCCCCCUGACGUUGUGGAAUGGCCAGCCAAACGAGGACGAUGAUCGGAAAGGAGAAAAGAAGCCUCACAUCCUCGACAAGAAAGAAGAGGAAGAAAACCAUGUAGUGGGGUGGCCACCCAUUAAAUCAUGGAGGGUGAAGCAGCUCCACCAGCAUCAUGAUCAUGAUCAGAGUGGGCAGAUUAACAAUGCAGAUCGAACGUCGGCUCAUCAUCAGAGGAGUAGUACUGGUACUGGAUCAUCAAACUCUUUGUAUGUCAAGGUCAAGAUGAAGGGGGUAGCAAUUGCCAGAAAGAUUGAUCUAAGGCUCUACGACUCUUAUCAGGCUCUCACAAACAGCUUGAUCACCAUGUUUCCUAAUGGCCGCCAAAAUAUUGAUAAUGAUUGUGCAAGCUAUGCACUCACGUAUCAGGACAAGGACGGUGAUUGGCUGCUUGCCGGAGAUGUUCCUUGGCAAACUUUCACCGAAUCCGUGCAGCGUUUGGAGAUUCUGAGGAAUGUCGACGGUUGAUCGAUCAUGAGCUGGAUUAUGUUAACGUUGCUCUCUCUCUCUCUAUAUAUAUAUAUAUAUAUUAUACGACUUUUCUUAUGCAGUGGUUUAGCAAAUUAAGCGUAUGGUCUGUGAUAAGUGAUUGGGGAAAAAAAAAAUUUGAACUUAGUAUAGCAUUGUGCAGUAGAGCUUAGGCUAUCCAACAGAAAGGAAAGAAAAGCGAAGAGGAAAUCUAGCACAAUUGCCUUGUUUAAUUACCAGUUAUUUGUAUUUCGAGAAACCACAAGAAAAAACUAUGUGAUAUACUGAGUGUGUUUUC